CAGUGUUUAGUCAGGGCUGAGGGUCAGCAGUUAAUCGUCUGGUGGCGAAGGUGGAGGGUGUGCUCGACUGCUCGGGAUUUUUACUUACAUUUUUCCUUCGGCAUGGUUGCCCACCAAGUGUUAUUGGUUGUUUUGAUUGUGUGUUUCGUAAAGGGGUCGCUGCAGCAACAUGUUCAUCCACAGCCCUACCCUCCAGUGAACCCCUAUGUCCAAGCUGCCCCACAACUGCAGCCUCAACCACCGCAGCAGGGUCACCAACCACCGCAGCAGGGUCACCAACCACCGCAGCAGGGUCACCAACCACAGCCUCAACCACAGCAGCAUGGACAUCAGCCUCUACUACCACAAGACCCUAUACACCAACCUCAAUCCAUCCCAAGACCACAGGGCUUGAGACCUGCUAAGCCUGUGCGAGCCUCUGAAUUGUCAAGUGGGCAGACAUUGGCAGGCAAAUCUGAACAUAUCUUGAGCCAGAGCAAUCUGCUGGGAGAGAGGGUGGAACGGCGGGUGGAAGAGACACUGGUGCAGUGCCUUAAGACACACAUGCUAGUCACCUUCAGGUUCUCGGCACCAUUCUCGGGGUAUAUCUACCCCUACCAACACUUUAGCCAGUGUAUGCUCUUCCGUGGCCAGAACUCACGGGAGACAAGUCUCCAGCUGAAGCAUGGCACUUGUGGUGACCUGGAGAACCGGAUAGUUCAUCAGGGAAGGUCUUACCUUGACCCUAUCAUUGAGCAUCGGUUGAUGGUCCAGUGGGAGCCAGACAUAGUGUGUGAGGAUGACUCCAGUGUGAUUGUCCGCUGUGACCGCCCUGAUGAUUACAACAAAACAGUGGAGUGGAAUCUUGAGACACAGAGCUUAAGAGCCACGCUGGAGCGGUCAACCCAUCCUGGCCCCAAGAUGUGGAUGGAGAUUCAGCGAGGUGAAGGUCCAACUGCCCCACCACUCGCAGAGGAGUUGGUAUAUAUUGGAGAUGUCCUGACACUGGUGUUCACCCUCUCUGAUGAUGUCUAUUGGUUUGACUCCAAUAUCUUGGCGUGCUAUGCUGUGGAUGGUGGAGAGGACAUUAAACAGAUAGAAUGGGAUUCUAGUGAGCAUAAACAAAUUGAUGCCAGAUCCCGGGUGUAUAGUGGAGAAACUACUGUCAUAGAAGAGGGAUGUUCAGUCAAACCCAAAAUAUUUUCUCAUUUUCUGAAGGAGAAGCACACAAGACCUAAUGGAGACUUGGUCACCUUGCAUUAUGCACAUUUCAAGGCUUUCAGAUUUCCAACAUCAUUGAAGAUUAUUAUACAGUGCAACGUGCAAGUGUGCUACAAGGAAUGUCCUGAACCCCUACCUUGCUCUGUGGCUUUCCAUCCAAGACGAUUCGAAGAACAAAAACAGCGAAGGCGGCGUGAAGCCGCAGCAGCAGCUGAAGAUGGUGCUCAUGAGGUUGAUAAAGUCCAGCUCCAUCGUUCUAUCGAUGUCUUCAUGGCAGAAGAGGGUGGUGAAAAAAAAAUAAAUGUAAAUUCGCCCAGUGUUGCUCAACCACUGCAGGACUUCUGUUACAGCCCUACGGUAUAUUACGCGACUGUGAUUGGCCUAGUUUCUGUUAUUGUGAUACUUCUAAUAGUUUUAUGUUUUUCAUGUUUAAGAGAGCGUUUCCACAAGUCAUCUUUCUUUACUCCAACAAAACAUCAAAAAUGAUGUUAUUCCAACUAGUUACUCCAUGCUUUAAUAUAUCUUCACAAUAUUCUAGUUUUGGCUUUUAAUAAAAUAAAAUUUAUACUACUGUAUA
Messenger RNA from Homarus americanus (American lobster), 1777 nucleotides. RefSeq lists its product as uncharacterized. NCBI's taxonomy places the organism in Eukaryota, Metazoa, Arthropoda, Malacostraca, Decapoda, Nephropidae. Bases 103 to 1686 code for a protein of 527 amino acids. The transcript is spliced from 10 exons. The record is from RefSeq and is a predicted model, not a curated record.